Molecule: messenger RNA, 1413 nt
Organism: Rhizopus microsporus ATCC 52813
Lineage: Eukaryota; Fungi; Mucoromycota; Mucoromycetes; Mucorales; Rhizopodaceae
Product: DNA primase large subunit Spp2
Exons: 6
Coding region: 1-1413 (470 amino acids)
Biological process (GO): DNA replication, synthesis of primer
Cellular component (GO): alpha DNA polymerase:primase complex
Source: RefSeq, a predicted model, not a curated record
AUGGAUAUUGGAAGAGAUUAUGACCUGCAAUCCGAAUACCCAUUUCGACUCAACUUUUACUUGAAACCACCACCAUCUGAAAUUACUAUUGAAGAAUUGGAGGAAUAUGCACUCGAUCGACUUCAAGUAUUAAGAUGUAUCGAAAGGACGUUGAUAAGUGGAAAGGACCUCAAAAUAGAAUUACAAAAGGCUAUAGACAAAUAUUUGCCUUUAAAGAGCAACGCUUCGAAAGCAGACAGCCUUUAUGAAGAAAGAAGAAAGGAUCACAUCAGUCACUUUAUGCUACGAAUGGCUUAUUGUCGAAGUGAGGAUUUGAAGAAUUGGUUUGUGAGACAAGAGACAACACUAUUCAAGUUUAGAUUUGAUCAGGAAUCAAUGGAGGAGAAGAAAGCAUUUUUACAGCAACUCAACUUGAAUUGGAAAAUGUUAAGCAUAGAAGAAAAAGAGAGUAUGCGUCAAGAAUUGGAGGCAUGUUGCUUUAGUUUACUGCGCUCUAGAUCAGACAAUGUCUCUAUGCCAGUUGUCGAACAAUUUGUAAAUAGCGAAACAUUUUUCGAAGUGGAUUUUGAAAAGGUGCCCAACAUGGUAGGAAGUCGAUUAGUCUAUUUGAAGGGUGGCAAGGCAUAUGUGCCGAUGAGCGAGCAGGUGAACAUUGUGUUGAAUGAGUAUCGAGAAUUUUUAUAUAAAUCGUUGGAAGCUACGGCUAGUCUGCUACCGCGAAUGGAGGAAGAUGGUCGACUGAAACCGUUUUUAUUAAACAUGGAGAAACAAUAUAUUGGUAAAAGUUAUAAUAAUUAUGACCCCAACCAUUCGGGUACAGUUACUGCAAAUGAAGUUGAUUCGGUAAGAUUACAACAUGCACCUUUGUGUAUGCGUCAUUUGCAUGAUGGUCUGAGAGCAAGCAAGCAUCUUCGACACCAUGGUAGAUUACAGUAUGGGCUGUUCCUGAAAGGUAUUGGAUUAUCUGUGGAGGAAGCACUUAAUUUUUGGAGAAGAGCAUUUUCAGACACAACAGAUGAUAAAUUCCAAAAGAAUUAUGCAUAUAACAUUCGACAUAGCUAUGGUCUUGAAGGUAGACGAUUGAACUAUUCUCCAUACAGCUGCUCAAAAAUCAUAAACGAGCAAGCACCAAGCGCAGGAGAAUUCCAUGGAUGUCCAUUCAAGCAUUCAUCACAAAAGAGCUUGGAGGCAAAACUGUACAAAGAUCAGAUCAGCAAAGGUCAUGUGGAUGAAAUACUGAGACUUGCGGGCGACAAGCAUUAUCAAUUAGCAUGUACACGAUAUUUCGAAGUGAUGCAUCCAGGAAUCAAAGAAAAAAUAGAUCCCAUUGAGCAUCCAAAUCAGUAUUAUGAACUCAGCAAGAAAUUGGCGGAUGGCGACAUAAAGGAAGAUGCCAUGAAUAUAGACGGCUGA